Toxoplasma gondii ME49 is the source of this 2079-nucleotide messenger RNA. Its product is annotated as lysine decarboxylase family protein. Bases 692 to 1777 code for a protein of 361 amino acids. Gene Ontology annotation, cellular component: cytosol. The transcript has 4 exons. NCBI's taxonomy places the organism in Eukaryota, Apicomplexa, Conoidasida, Eucoccidiorida, Sarcocystidae. The record is from RefSeq and is a predicted model, not a curated record.
UCUUGCCUCGAUGUCUGUGUGGUGUGCGUCGCCGGCUUGGUUUCCCUUGGACUAACGGGAAAGUGGUCACUCGGUCCGUGACCAACCACCUGCUACUUCUCAGUAUCGCAUGACUACACCUUCCGUUUAAUAUACCACAACUUAGGCACGGGGAUGCGACUUUUCUGCAGUCAGGAGCAACUGCCCGUCCGGUAAAGCAGUCCUUGAACCCAGUGUGUUGUUUAUCGCUGAAGGCUGAAUGUCGCUACCCCUCCGUUACUUCCAUAUGAAACUGCACUGAAGGAGACAAAUGAUACGACCGGAACUCGGCCUGUGUGUUUCGUCACUACCCUGUACCAAAUUCGGAGAAUAUCAAUGCGGAGUGGGUUCUGCAUUACAAUUGCCGAUAGCAGCUCGUCCGCCGCAGACACCAAGGCGUGUUCAUCGCCUGAUGCAAUUUGCGUCUUACUUCGGAAAGCGGUGGGGACUACGCUAUGUUGACAGGUGACUCCGUCACGACAUGAUAUUGGCACCGGUCGCACUAACCUCAGAGACCGCCCUGGACGUGAAGCGCCUGCCUGUCGCCACUACCCAUGCAUGCCAGAUAUUCCAGUCCAAUAAGAUUAUUGAUUUCGUUUCACACUCGCUGAAUCUUUCUUCUGCACAGCACUCGAGGUAUCAGUCUGUAUCCGCGAGCUGACUCGGCGACAAGAUGAGCUCAACUGCACCACCGGAGCGAAAUUCGCAAUCUACCAAUGGAAAUUCGAACACCACAGAUGCUGCGAAAGAUGUUACAGCGACAAAAAAGUCCUACGCAAAUAAUGCCUGGCUACAGACCGCGCCAGCUAGACAAGUUCGCAUGCUGUGCGAGUAUUUAGAGGCCCGAGAUAGGUUGAGACAGCAGCGAAUUCUGGCCACCUUCCUUGUAUUCGGCACAGCUCGUUCUCUUACGCAUGAUCAGUGGAACAGCCGCAUGAAUGAGGCGACGGCCCGCCUCAGGUUGUUAAAGAACGGCAAAAACGAAUCCGAGGGGGCUUCCGUGAACGAUCCAGAGGCGGUUCUGGCCGUGGAACGGGAGAUUGGAGAUCUUCGUCGUCUCGAAUGGCUUUGUUUCUUUUCCGAAAAGGUCACCAAACUAACGCGCAGACUGGCAGAGUGGCUGAUGACCGCCGAGGCAAGGGCUGCUGGUAAAAGGAUCCUUCAAAAGUUUCCGACACCCUUAGACAAUGAUGACUACUGGGGCCCCGACCAAGGGUCACUGAGUCAGGAACUUGUAUACUGCCCCGUAGCCAUUUGCACCGGUGGUGGUCCAGGGUUGAUGGAAGCAGCGAACAGGGGAGCGUCUGAGGUCCCGGGGGCUCGGACAAUUGGCAUGGGAAUCACUCUACCGUUUGAGGGUGGAUUGAAUCGAUACAUAACGAAGGACCUCGGCUUUGAGUUUCAGUAUCUCUUUGCGCGGAAGUUCUGGAUGAUCAACACUGCUCUCGGGGUCAUCGCUGCGCCUGGAGGAUUUGGAACGCUAGACGAAUUGAUGGAGGUGCUGGCGCUGAAACAGUCGAACAAACUGAAACGAGAUAUGCCUAUUGUCCUACUUGGCAAAACGUACUGGACGAGCAUCAUCAGCUUCGACAAAAUGGUGGAAUUUGGAACAAUCAGCCAGUCGGACUGUGACAAACUAUUCAUCACAGACGACGAGGAUGAGGCUUUCGAGUAUCUUAGAAGCUUCCUCUUGAAAGACAGUGCAGUGACUGGAGAAGGCUACAUCCACAAGUCUCUGGCGAAAAGACAGCGAGAGUAAACCGAGCCAAGGAAAAUGUUCAAGCCAAGCAUCCCGAUUCGAACGCUCACAUACAAAGGGAAGUACCACAUUGAGUGGAAUGUGCCAUCUCUGCUGUAUAACUUCGCACGUAUGCCGCAUGAACCAUUCGUCGUGCAUUUUGCCAGUGUCAAGCGUCUACUCAUUUUGAAAGGGAACAGCGUUCCAAUGCUGCAUGCCACUCACUAUUUACUCAACUCCAAACGCUCGAGAGUUUCACCGCACCAUGAUACAUAAUGUUUUGCCACAGAAGAGCUUUGAAUUAUAGACAUGCGCUACUGCCC